UCUGAUAUUCUCGCAGUUUCGCGGGAUAUCGUCAGGUCGCGAGUGGUUGUCGUGUCCGAUUCCCCCUCACUCGAUUAAAAGCGAAACGAACAAAAAAAGAAGAAGAACCAAAAAUGAUAGGCUACUGAAUUAAGUAUCUAUCAGACUCGCCAUCAUCGUUCGCGGCACAGAAAAAAAUCUUUACUCCGCUAAUGUACAAGAGGUAAGAGGGAGAGAGAGAAAGAGAGACGGAAGAUUAUUGUGAUGUUUGGCUAAUCGUGUUGGAAGACCUCGCGCUGUUUUUUUUUAUGUACUCGGUUUGAUGAUUAGUGUUUGACGUUGUAUGUCCCAAGCCGAGAGGAAAAUUCGACUCGAGUGCAAAUUAUACAUGUAGAGGAUGUACGAUUCAAUAUAAUAUUCACUUUGCGAACGUGAUCACUUGUGAUCAAUAUUGCUAUUAUUAAUGUGAACUUGCCUAGUAGAUAUUCUUACGCGGUUCUUUUAUCUCUGUCUAGUAUUGAGAGCGAGAGAUAGGUUAAGCAAAAGCUUGAGUUAGAAUGUGAUAGUUUUCCAGUUGUUUUAGUACGACAAAACUUGAAUUUUAAAAAGAAAGUUUUUCAAAACACUUUCAAAAUCGGAUGAUUUUUGAUCGUACAGUGUCCACUUUCGUAGCUCGUUAUUUUUGCCCAAUAGCACAUACAAGAGAGUACAUUGGAAGCAACAAUGUUAAUUAGCAACUUUUCCACACAAUGUAUCUACAUGUAUGUAUAUAUGUAUGGUAUAUGCAUGUAAAAGUGAGAGAGAAGAAGCAGUUCUAGUUUCUCUAAUUUAAAUUUGGAAGCCUACAUGGAUAUACUUCUUCAGGCUGAGUUUUCUUCGAUAGGACACUUCAGAGCUUUAGUUACUCCUUUUUCGUAUGUUAGAUUCAACGGAGCUUUGUCGUUAAAAACGUGAUAAUUAUCACAUGAUCCUAGUAUACAAGUGAAUCAACUGAUAUUUACUACAAAUUAUAGAAAGUGAAAGAAAACAAGAUGGUAGCUGCAUUUAAUUCUAGCUGGUUGUUUUAUGUUAGAUGUACAUAUUUUAAAUUAGAAGCUGAUUAAGAUUGUACAAUACACCAGCAAUCAUGAAAAAAGCUGGUAAUGCAGCUAUCAGGAUUAAUUCCUUACACAUGGCAAAAGGAAAAAUAAAGACAAUUGAUGGUAAUAACAAGCUUAUGCCAUCAUCCAAUGGUGGAUACAAAGGAACAGAAAUGUUCACAACAGAGUUUGAAAUUAACGAAACUCCACCGAGUGCAAGAACCUUACUAACAAAAGGUUACAUACAGGAUGAGAUCAAUUCCUUUUCAGGUGCAACAGUAUCCACUCGUGGGCGCUUCAUGACUGAACAGGAGAAAGCAAGAUGUCCUCAUGAACGUCCACUAUACUUGUACAUACAAGGACAUUCAAAGCACAAUAUCGAUUUGGCUGUACAAAAGAUUAAUGAUAUCAUUAAGACUGAACAUAGGAGUUCUUUAAAUAGACCAAGUCGAUUUACAAAUGCACCUCCACCAUUGAUGAGCCUACACUCAGGAGUUCCAACUGUUGAAAAACUUUGCAUUGGUAUCGAAAAUGCACCGCAAGGAUUUGAUUUGCGCGGGCGGAUUAUUGGAGUUGGCGGUGCUAACUUAUUGUACAUAAGAGGUGAAACGGGUGCUACAGUUAGUUUGAGAGGACGUGGUUCACAGCUUAUUGAUCCUGGAUUAGGAACUGAAUCUCCAGAACCCCUUCACUUGUGUAUAGAACAUCCAAAUCCUGUGGCAUUACAAAAUGCUAAACAGUUGGCUAUCAACUUGAUUCAGACUAUACAGUCAGAAUUACAAUCUUACAUUCAGCAACAACCUCCACCUGUUCAACAACAGGUGAUUCAACAACCUCCUAUGCAACAAAUACAACCAGCUCAAUUUCAAACAAUGACGAUUGGUCAACCAAGCGUCGUAACUAUACAUCAAGAUAUGAUACCGCAUCCUCAGAGCACAGUUGUAUCAAUGCCAGCCACAAUAAUAACAGCUACAGUUGCUGGGACUCAUGGACAACUUCAUCCUACCGGAGUUCAUAUUGCAGCUCCUGCUGGACCAAUGCCACAAUCAGAUCAACCUCAAGAAAUGCAAACGUUCGUUCCUCCUCCAGCGGUUGGUCAAGUGCAAUUGAUAGGUCCUCCCCCAGGAGUCAACCAGGUUCAGUACCAAAUACAUCCUGGUCAACCAUUACCAAUGCAAGGGAUGCCUCCACCUGGAUCUCAGAAUUCCCCGCAACCUAUGACACAGAUGUACGUCAUGAGUCAACCACCUCCCCAACAAACUUUUAUCAGUAGCAGUGCGGGUGCAAUCAAUGGGGCUGUGUCUUAUGUGUAUACUCAGCCGAGGUCAGCAACUCCUACGCAAACUAUGAUCGAGACUGUGAAUGUUAAUUUACAACAACCCCCUCCUUCAGGUCCUAUCAACGUGAAUCAACAACCACCGCCACCACCGUCUUUAAUGCACGUUCACUUUCCACCACCAUUUCCACCGAAUCAGCCACCUCCGCCUAUUUCACAAACUUAUCAGAUUCAGUACCAACCGGUACAAACUUCGGUGGCUCAAGCACCAACUCAGUUUAUAGUUCAUCACAGUGAAGCUCCACCUCAACAAAUGCCACCGAACCACGAGCCACCUCAAGGCAUGGGUCCACCACCACCACCGCCACAGCAUAUGCCACCGCCACAGUUCGACGGUCAACCUCCACCUCCGCAAAUGCAGAUGCAUGCGCCUCCACCCGCUUCGCAAGGUUACAUGGUGCCAACAUCUCAGGCCAUGGCCGAACACGGACCGCAACCACCAUUGCCACCGCCAGGUGGAGAGAUGCAGCACCCUCAAGAUGUAGGUCCAGUGGAUCAAGGCAUGCCACCACAGCCAGUUCCUCCACCUCAGAUGGUUCCACCUCCGGCAGUUAAUCAAAUGCAACAUUCCAUGAAUAUCAUAACAAGUGUACCGCCACCAUCUCAUCCGCCACCGCAAGCAGCUCCGUGGCUUUAUCAAGGACAACCGCUACCACAACCGCCUCCUCCUCAGGGACAAAUGCAGGUACCAGCAUCUAAUGUGCCGCAUCAUCCUGUACCUCCACCCGAAAUGCAACCUCAAAUGCAAUAUCAUCCUCAUCAACCAGUUCAUUAUCAAAAUGGACAAAUGCAACCACCGCAAAUGCAUUAUGCCGUUCAACCACCGCCGCCGCAGUCCCAUUUUGAUCAAAAUUCAGAUCUACCUGAACAUCAUAAAGGUCAAGGUCUCAAGAGAAGAUUCUCUGAUGUCGAUGGGCCACCUGAACCUAUGAUGCAUCCAAUGAAUAGGCCACCGACUCAACGACAUGGUGCUGGAGAAGGUGAUCAGCAGCAGCACGUGAUGCAUGGCCCACCAGGAGCGAAUCUACCGCCGGGCGAACGCAAGCAGCUGCUAAUGCCGCCACCUUACCAAGAUGAAAGACGUGGCAUGGAUCAACCAUUUCCGGGUCAUAAUCCAGGCUGUGAGCAGCCGAUGAACGGCGAGCACGGCAGACCGCCACCACCACCUCCUGGGAUGCCAUGGCAGACGCAUUUCGCGCGUUACCCACCGAAUAGGCCGCCACCAAUGCCACGCGAAGGCGAGCAACAUCCUGUUCCUUAUCAUGGCGCACCUCCGCCUAUUAACAUGCCGCCUCCCCCGCCGCAGAUGAGACUUGUUCAGGGGUCUGACGGGAGUCGAUCACCUAGUCAAAACGCGUUGCCCGAGCAUCAGGUGAGUGGAGCUAUGGAGUACAACCUUAUGUCACCAUAUACAGCGAUGAAGCCACCACCACCACCGGCAGCCCUGGUGGCUUCGAUAUGUAAUCCGCCACCACCGCCACCAUCGCCGCCCACCUAUACGCAGUCACGCCACCCACCAAGGAUGCAUCAUCCACGGUACCACGCAUCAGCACCGCCAUGGAUGAACUAAAAUCCGCAAACGAGAGCAAUAAAUCAAAGCACCUUGAGUUUUGUGUAAAAAAAGCAACAGUGGCGAUGCUCUUCUUUUUUUUAUAAAUCAUCGCAAGCAAUGAUGGUGUGUAAUCCGUAGAGAGCGUACUUACGAGAAUACUUAAGUAGAUGAUUCGACUGAAAACCUUUAUAUAUUUGGUGAAAUAUUUCUUUUCAUCGGGAGCGUAAAAAACGAGACUUUUUUUUCAACUGUGUCGCGGUUAACAUAGGUAGUUAUAUGAAAAUUUUCAAAAGUUGCAAUAUUAAUAUUCCGAUCGAUGUGCCUAAAUUCUGUGCAAUUACUUGCAUACAUUCGAGGUAAAAUUAAUGUCGACUGAUCAAACUCCAAACAAAAAAUCAACAAAGUAACAAUGUAUAUUAGUCAAUUAAGGUUUCUUUGUUAAAACGUGCGAAUGAAAAGUCUCGUUUUUGCAUUUGGAGUAACAUAACAUUCAGUCUUGAAAAAUAAUCGAGAUUCUAACAUGUUAUGAAAGCGUAUGUUUCGUUGUAAAUUUACUUUUGUUUUGCAAAUACACAGAUGUAUAGUAUAUAGACUUAUAAGCCAAAUGAAAAUAAAAAAAAAUUAGUUAUUUCGUUUAUGCCGUUUUGUAUAAAGUGCAUCAAUGACGAAAGACUACACGGAUUUUCUAGAGUCCACAUAAAAAAAAAAAUUUGUUCGAUGCAGUGGUAGUGCCGGUCAACUCAUUAAAUUUCAAGUGAAUCAUUUGAAUGAUAUUUUUUCAUAGAAACUAUUUUGUAAAUACGCGUAAAUAAGUUAACAAAAAGUACUACUUGUUAAGUAAAAAAUCCAACGUCUUUGUAAGCUUCGUACCAAUUUUUAUUUGUCACUGUUGGAAUAGUUAUUUUUGCAGAGUGUAAAGUAACGUUUCUUAAUUUUUCGGUAUAGUGUAAAAUGAAUGCAAUGAUAAACAACUGUCAUUCGGUGUAAGUAUUUGCAGGGUCACAGACAGCUUGGAAAAGUACUGAAAUUCUUUUUGCCAAAAUAUAAUUGCAAAGUUGCUGUUUGAUUUUGCUUUAUUAAAUAUGUGUGUGUAAGCAUUGAAAUUAUAAAAGAAAGGUGUGUCCGAUGAAUGAUAAAAACAAACAAAAAUUGUAAUAUUUGUAGAUGGAUUUUUAUAUUCAAUAAGCAGCUUACUUAGUUAUACUUUUUUGUAAAUAGAUAAAAGUUGAUGGCGUAACCAUCGUAAUAAGUGAUAAGCAGAUUAAUGCUGUUGCCAUUGAGCGAAAGAAAAGAAACGAUUGAAAAAAAAACUUACGGCGAUUCUCUGAACUUAUAUGUGUUAAGUAUGGUCGCGUUGUAAAUAGUUUCAUUGAAGAGUUUGGAGUAUAAGAAAGUCACUUUAUUCCAAUACGCUAGUAUUAAGUGUAUUCAAAUUAAAAAGAAAUAAUAAUGAUAAGGAAGCUUGCUGUAACUCCAAAAUCUUCAAAGACGGCAUAUUCAGUGUUAAAAUUUACCUCCGAGGGCAAUUCUGCACUGCUCGAAAAAUGCUGGAAUAUGUUUUUUGGGUGCGACAUUUUAUUUAUUGAUCACCGUAUUGUUAUCGAAUUGUAUUUUAUAUUUCAAUAGUGAAAAAAUAAAU
Messenger RNA from Phymastichus coffea, 5585 nucleotides. RefSeq lists its product as uncharacterized. Gene Ontology annotation, cellular component: nucleus. NCBI's taxonomy places the organism in Eukaryota, Metazoa, Arthropoda, Insecta, Hymenoptera, Eulophidae. Gene Ontology annotation, molecular function: RNA binding. The transcript has 17 exons. The coding region runs from base 1106 to 3964 and encodes 952 amino acids. The record is from RefSeq and is a predicted model, not a curated record.